Hydatigera taeniaeformis is the source of this 1551-nucleotide messenger RNA. NCBI's taxonomy places the organism in Eukaryota, Metazoa, Platyhelminthes, Cestoda, Cyclophyllidea, Taeniidae. The record is from the annotation of a GenBank genome assembly.
AUGACAGAUCGGAAGGGGUCAACUGAGAGUGAAAUCGCUGCGGCCCGGGCCCAAACUGAGUCGAUUCGCGAGCGGCUGGCAGCUCGAAGGCAGAAACGGAAUAAUUUGAUUGCUGCUGCUACGCAAAACGCUCUCCCACUAAAAAAUCCUGACGUUUCUGCCGUCGCAGCAUUUUUAGCAGCUGGAAAAUUGUCUAAGCCUUCGGUAUCUUCUGUCGCCUCGUCCGUUUCUGAGAGUGGACUUGAUUCAUCGUCCUUAACUAAACGUGCUGAAGAAGAGCGGGAAAAGACGUCUGAUCCACAUCUGGCUUCGGUUGCGCUCUCCGAUUCAUCUAAAAACGUCAUUUCCAAGGAUUUGAAUGAGCAGGAUGAGGACAAGCCUGUCGGUUCUGAUGAACCGCCCUUGAAAGCGUCCAAGGUAGAUCCCGGUGUUGACGCAACUGACCUUGAAGUUCUUUUGUCAGCCGUAACCGCGAAGGAACGUGAACUGAAACGUGUUAACGAAGAGAUUCAUGCACUUCUUUCGACACCUUCCGUGAUGGAAAAAAUCCUCAACAAAAAGUUUCGAUCUCGUGGUGGCAGUCAAGUACAGCUAUUUUGCAUACACGGUACACGUAUCGAGUGUCAGCAGGCUGCUGGCAACAACGAAUGUACAAAGCUCCACUUCAAGAAGAUUAUCCAAGCUCAUACUGAUGAAUCUCUGGGUGACUGCUCGUUCCUCAACACGUGCUUCCAUGUCGAUACUUGCAAAUACGUCCACUACGAAAUUGACCCCGCAGAUCUAACAACAGCAGAAGCCAGAGAAGCUGCUGGUGCCUAUAAUCGAGGUCAGCUUCGUCCGGAUACUUUGGACAAACGAAGAGUCGACAUGGCCGUAGAGAAGACAGCGUCUGCAGCCGCUUCCGUUCCUUUGUACCCUCCGCAGUGGAUAAAGUGCGAUAUCAGGCAGUUUGACAUGACAAUCCUUGGCAAAUUCGCGGUGAUAAUGGCCGAUCCACCGUGGGACAUCCACAUGGAACUGCCAUACGGUACAAUGUCCGACGAUGAGAUGCGAAAAAUGGACAUUCCUUGUCUCCAGGACGAUGGAUAUAUAUUUCUUUGGGUGACUGGGCGUGCCAUGGAAUUGGGUCGAGAAUGCCUCAAACUCUGGGGUUAUGAGCGUGUGGACGAGGUGAUUUGGGUGAAAACUAACCAACUGCAACGUCUCAUCCGCACAGGGCGUACUGGGCACUGGCUGAAUCAUGGGAAGGAGCACUGCCUAGUGGGUGUGAAGGGCUCGCCGCGCUGCAUGAAUCGAGGACUGGACUGUGAUGUAAUUGUGUCGGAGGUGCGCGAAACCAGUCGCAAACCCGAUGAGAUCUACGGCCUCAUUGAACGUCUCUCUCCAGGAACUCGCAAACUCGAGCUCUUUGGGCGGCCGCACAAUCUUCAGGCCAAUUGGGUAACUCUUGGAAACCAACUGGAUGGGACCUAUCUCGUUGAUCCCGAAGUGGUGGAGCGUUAUCGCAGGCGGUACCCCAAGGGAAUCGACAAUAAGGGUGAUACCUCUUAG